AUGUCGGAUUUGCUGGACCUGAACUUCCGCACUAUAGACGGGCGCAACUUCUCGCUGCAGCUGCCGGAGGAGCUCGAAGUGUCCUCCUUAAUAGAGUUGGUGGCGGAGGCGCUGCAGCAGCAGCAGCCAGCAGCAGCAGCAGCAGAAGCAGCAGCAGCACCUGCUGCUGCUGCUGCUGAAGCAGCAACUGCAGCAAACCUCAGACUCAUCUUCAGGGGACAGGCGCUGCAGCCGCAGCAGCAGCUGCAGCACUACCGAAUUCAGUCAGGCCAAACCAUCCACGUGGUGCAGCGGCCGGGGAGGCCGCAGCAGCAGGAGCAGCAGCAGCAGCAGCAGCAGCAGCAGCAGCAGCAGCAGCAGCAGCAGAGACAAUGGGCCCAGUUUCCUAUCCAUGGGGGAGGCGCCUUCGUCGUAGCGCCAGGCGCAUUCACCGCGACUGCGGGGGAGGGUCCUGGCCCUUCGCCGCAAGACCUCGUUGGGGGUUUUCAGCGGAUCUUUUCGACUGCGCUGAACACAAUGCAAGAAGCUGCUGCUGCAGCGCAGCGCCGCAUGCAGCAGCAGCAGCAGCCGCAGCAGCAGCAGCAGCAGCAGCCGCAGCAGCAGCAGCAGCAGCAGCAGCCGCAGCAGCAGCAGCAGACGAUUCAGCCCCCCAACGUGCCUCAGCAGCAGCCGCAGCCCAUCCAGAUUGCAGGCACGCGACAGGGAGUUAUGUACCCAAGCCUCCCAGCUGCCCUUACUGCUGCUGGAGAUUCUCUUCUUGCUGCUGCUGCUGCCUUUAAUCAACCUGCACAGCCAGCAGCAGCAGCAGCAGCACCAGCAGCAGCAGCAGCAGAAGCAGCAGCAGCAACAGCAGCAGCAGCAGCAGCAGCAAACGAGACGCUGCCCUGGAGCGCCCUCGACAGGCUGCACGAGGCCCUGGCAGAGGAAACAGGAUGGCGCCCGCGGCAAAGCCGUGCUGCAGCAGCAGCUGCAGCAGCUUCUGCAGCAACGGCGCAGCAGCAGCAGCAGCAGCAGCAGCAGCAGCUGCUGCUCUUUCUUUCUGAUUUUGCUGCUGCAGCCAACGUCUUGCUGGCUCUGCUGCAGCAGACACAGCAGUGGCAAGAAGGCAGUAGCGCGAUCACUUCGGGGGGUCUGGGCCGCACUGCAGCAGCAGCAGCUUGGCUUGCUGCUGCUGCUGCUGGUCUUGCCAGGCAUCUCUCGCUGCUGCUGCCGCAGCAGCAGCCGCAACAGCAGCAGCAGCAGCAGCAGAUACAGCAGCAGCCACAGCAGCAGCCGCUACCGCAGCAGCCCCAACAGCAGCAGCAACCGCAGCAGCAGCAGCAGCCGCAGCCACAGCAGCAGCCGCAGCCACAGCAGCAGCCGCAACAACAGCAACCACAGCAACAGCAACAGCAACGGCAAGAUCAUUUCACUAGCAGCAGCAGCAGCAGCAGCAGCAGCAGCAGCAGCAGCGACCAGUCUCGGGCUUGGCGCCAAGUGGAGGAAGCAGCAGCAGAAGCAAAGCCGCAGCAGCAGCAACAGUCUUCUGACGAGCAAGAGUACAGUAUUGUUGAGAGCAGCGAUGAGGAGACGGACCGGCAGCAGCAGCAGCAGCAGCAGCAGCAGCAGCAGCAGCAGCGGCAGCAGCACAACAUCGCGAGCAUGAUGCGGAGCUUUCUUUCCUCUGCGGUUGCACCGCAGCAGCAGCAGCAGCAGCAACAGCAGCAGCAGCAGCAGCAGCAGCAGCAGCAGCAGCUUGACGCAGCAGCUCUUGCAGAGCUGCCUGAAGAGGCGCGGCUGCUCUACACCAAGUGGACGCAGGACCUCCGAGAGUUCUCGAGAAACGUUCUGGCUUCAUCCGUACCGCGGCCCUUCAGCUGCGCCUACAGCUCGCAGCCCCAAAAUAAGCCUGAGGCUGCGAAGGCUUCUCUGUCUCUGCGGUGGCAUGCAGCACUGAAUGCCAUUGGAGGGCUGGAGGGGCAGCGGCCGCCGCCGCUGGAGCUCGAAGACUCUUAUUUGCUGCUGCUGCUGCGGGACUUGGCAGCAGCAGCAGCAACAAACCCAGACUUCCUGCAGCAGCAGCAGCGAUACCCCAGUCUUGCUGCUGCUGUCAGGCUGCCAACGGCAGCAACUGCAGCAACAGCUGCAGCAGCUGCAGCAGCAGCAGCUGCAGCAGCUGCAGCAUCAGCAGCUGCAGCAGCUGCAGCAGCAGCAGCUGCAGCAGCUGCAGCAGCAGCAGCUGCAGCAGCAGCAGCUGCAGCAGCAGCAGCUGCAGCAGCGGCUGCUGCAGCCGCUGCUGCAGCUAGGGUCUAA
Eimeria necatrix is the source of this 2292-nucleotide messenger RNA. RefSeq names its product ubiquitin family domain-containing protein, putative. Lineage: Eukaryota; Apicomplexa; Conoidasida; Eucoccidiorida; Eimeriidae. The record is from RefSeq and is a predicted model, not a curated record. The coding region runs from base 1 to 2292 and encodes 763 amino acids. The transcript is spliced from 9 exons. Gene Ontology annotation, molecular function: ice binding; protein binding.